Messenger RNA from Larimichthys crocea (large yellow croaker), 2685 nucleotides. Its product is annotated as glutathione synthetase. Lineage: Eukaryota; Metazoa; Chordata; Actinopteri; Sciaenidae. Gene Ontology annotation, cellular component: cytosol. Gene Ontology annotation, molecular function: ATP binding; glutathione synthase activity; glutathione binding. The record is from RefSeq and is a predicted model, not a curated record. Gene Ontology annotation, biological process: glutathione biosynthetic process. The coding region runs from base 152 to 1582 and encodes 476 amino acids. The transcript has 13 exons.
ACUAGCCUUAAGGGGAACUUAAGCAGAUCUGGUUUUCCUGUGUUUAUUCACACGUUACAUGCGGCUGUUGAAAGACUGAAGUUUCCUGUGAUGUCAUAAGGCACAAACAAACAUCUGUUUUGGCUCCUCUCCGUGUGUCAGGUGAAUCAGGAUGGCUCAGGGCAUACCAGACGAGGUGUUGAUGAACAGUGCGCUGAUGAAGGAGCUGGCAGAGGCGGCGAAGGACGCAGCAGCUCUGCACGGAGUCCUCAUGAGGAUCCAGGAGACUCCUAACUCAACAGAGUUGGUGACCUACGCACCGUUCACACUCUUCCCCACACCUGUGCCCAAAGCUGUGUUCCUCCAGGCCCUGGCAGUGCAAACUCACUACAACACGCUGGUGGAUAAAAUCAGCCAGGAUCCAGAGUUUCUGCAAGAGGCACUAGCUAGCACCAUCGAAGUGGAUGAUUUCACUGCGAGAUUGUUCAAGAUCCACCAACAAAUCCUAAAAGAAGGAAGGUCUCAGUCUAUUGUGCUGGGUCUCAAUCGAUCCGACUACAUGUUGGACCAGAAAGACGAUGGAUCGUCGUCUCUGAAGCAGAUAGAAAUCAACACCUUUGCUGCCAGUUUUGGAGGUCUGUCAUCACGCACACCAGAUGUACACCGACGCAUUCUUCAGAUGGCUGGACGGCUGGAGGAGAGCCAGCGCAUCCUCGACAACAACCCUGCAGCUGGUCUGGCCAGGGCUGUUGCCAAAGCCUGGGAGCUCUAUGGAUCAGAGAGAGCGAUCGUUAUGUUCUUGGUGGAAGAGAAUCAAAGGAACAUCUUUGAUCAGCGAUACAUUGAGAGCGAAUUGUGGAAGAGAAACAUCACCACGAAAAGAAAGAGGUUCGACGAUGUCUGUAAGACGGGGUAUCUGGAUCAGGACAAGAGACUGUUUGUUGAUGGCCAAGAGGUUGCUGUGGUGUACUUCAGGAAUGGCUACAUGCCUCAGAACUAUCUUUCUGAACAGACUUGGGAUGCUCGUCUUCUGAUGGAGCGCUCUCUGGCUGUGAAAUGUCCAGAUAUCAGCACUCACCUGGCUGGAACCAAGAAGGUCCAGCAGGUGCUCGCCAGGCCUGGAGUUUUGGAGAGGUUCUUCCCCAACCAGCCCCAAGUAGUGGAGCAGAUCAAAGCAACGUUUGCUGGGCUCUACACUCUAGACAUGGGACCAGAUGGUGACAAAACAGUUGAAAUGGCUUUAGCAGACCCAGACCGGUAUGUCCUGAAGCCCCAGCGAGAGGGAGGAGGUAACAACAUCUAUGGAUCAGAGAUCUGUCAGGUCCUGCAGAGAGUGAAGGGGACUGCAGAGCGGACGGCUUAUAUUCUGAUGGAUAAAAUCCAUCCUGCUCCUGUAAAGAACUACCUGCUGAGGCGAGACGCUCCUCUCCAAAUCAGAAACUGUCUCAGUGAACUGGGAGUGUUUGGGACGUAUGUCAGACAAGGUGAAGACAUGGUGAUGAACGAGUGUGUGGGUCACCUGCUGAGAACCAAGAAUUCAGAAGACUCAGACGGAGGCGUAGCAGCAGGAGUGGCCGUGCUGGACAAUCCCCUCCUGUACUGAGAAUUUACACUCCGCCGUGCCAGGCGUCCUACAGGACAAUUUACAAACGGACAACAGUGAAAUGGAGGUUGCACUUUUUUCGUCACUUCAGCUUGAAAACGAUGCUGAGUAAAUGUGUAUGUGCCACAAAUAACUGACAGGAUUGUUGAUGAGGACCAUGUUUGCUCUCAGUUUUUGAUAUGGUAAUGAUUCUGUUCAUCAUGUACUGUUCUUAAAUACACACUCAACAACUUAAACAAGUUUAACCAAGUAAGUGAUUAAAACACAUCUACUCAACAUGAUACGCUCAGUUUGGAUACAGUAGUUCUUUAUUGCUUGUUGUAAUCACUUUUCUUUCCUGGAACAUUUUUGAUGUGAUACAGUGUUUGUUUUGAGUCUGCAUUGACGGCAGCCCAACGUUGGAAACAUAGAGCUGAUCCUCUAUCUUGUGGCUGGCUCAUGUUAUUACAACAUGUUAGGUUGGGUCACUCAGAUUCACUGACUGAGACCACUGUAGCAUUCAAACAUUCCCCAACACACAACUGUAAUGUAAAGGUUGUGACUGGAUGUAUUGAGUAUGUAUCAAACAUUAUGAAGGGUAAAGACCAGGUUGAACUGGAAUAAUCUCUUGACUGCUUUAGUUAGUUUAAUUUCAAUCGGGUGUCCUUAGACAGCUCUUUGUGCUGUUCACCACAUUUUAUCACUUGAACUGUGCGGAGUGCUGAUCUUUCAUAAUUGUGACAAGCAACUAACAACAUUACACAUUUAAAAACAAGUCAAAUAUAAAGUUAAAUGUUAUGUAAAAAAGAAAAAUACAAUUGUUUAUUUUUAUAUUAACAUUCUUGCAAGAAAUACAGCUCCAAAUGUUUCAAGUUAAUAGAAAAUACUUACAUAUCAUGUCGUGAUAGCCGUUUUAAGAUUUUAACAUUUUUGUCUAUAAUGGUUGAAAUCAAUUUUUUUAAAAUGUGAACAGCAAACCCACUGGAAUUGAUUAGAACACUGGUUAAAGCUCUUCUACCAUAGUAACACUGGUGAGUACCGCUGGUGAUUGGCAAACCUUGUGGUGGCACUUGGAGGAAUCCUUUUUGAAAUAUGAAAUAAAUGAAUUUCAAGACAAACAAUAC